AUGACAGCCGCCCCUCCCUCCGCCAUCACCAACUCAUCAAUGGCUUCCAGUCCGCAGCAAUUCUCGCCCAUCAUGUCUCCGGACCCGGAGGUGCUCACUACCAACAGCUCCAUACAGCCAUCCCCGGAGCCCAUACGCGGCAGGGACUCGGAAUCCUCUCUUCUGCCGAUGAUGGAACCCCUUCCCGAUUCUAUUAUAUCCCGUAAGACGAGCACAAAUUCAUUGCCACAGAGCAUAACAAGCGAGCGGUCGACGCAGAAUGAAGCACUGCCAUCCAAGACCGGCAUCUUCAGACGCCUAUCCAGCAGGGUCAAGACAGAAAGCUCCCGGCUUAGGGGAAGCCGGCGUACUUCUUCAACUCACCCAGUCAGCCGCGAUGCCAGUGUAGGGCCCGCAGUCAUGAGGCGCGGGAGGAGUGAUAGCGGUGCUGCUGCUCCACCUGAGUAUGCUAUUGCGAUUGGUUCAGAGAGUGACGAUGAGGCCGGCAUUGUGAGGGAGCAGCAGGUUACUCAUCCCUUACCUAUUGCCGAAGGGGAGGCUUUGCGUGAUUUCUCUCCAACUAAUGCUUCUUCGCCCUCCGUUGCCGCCUACACAACACUCUCCGAUAUCCACACAGGACCCGUCAUUCCACAGUCUCUUCUCUUGGGCACGAUGGUCUCAAAGCUGUCCAAGAGGAGGAAGCGCCUGAAUCUGGCCCUAGAUUCCGAGGCUGGCAAGAUCUUUUGGGAUAAGAACAGGCCAUCCAAGUGCGUCUACAUCGACGACAUCAAGGAGAUCCGCGUCGCGCCGGAGGUUCGCCAGUACCGACUGGAUUGUGGUGCUUCCGAGGCAGAGGAAUCGCGCUUCUUCUCCAUACUUUAUGCCGUACCAGACAAGAAACAGAAGACCAUGCACCUCGUUACGGACGAUAUGGAGUCGUUCAAUGCUUGGGUCUCGACACUCGACGCGUUAUCGAAGCACAGACAAGCCCUCAUGACAUCUCUGAUGUCCUUCAACGACCGGGCCAUCAGAAUCUACUGGCGCAAAGAGAUGACAAGGCUCUAUCCAGACAAUCCCCCUGCCGAAGAAGAAAUCCAUUUCGCUGGCGUCGAGCGCGUCUGUCGCAACCUGCACAUUCACAUCUCACAAGAAACCCUCAAAGCAAACUUUGACCAAGCCGACAAGACGCAGACAGGUAAAUUGAACUACGACGAAUUCCAGGAUUUUGUGCGCCUUACGGCAAGAAGAGAAGACGUUCGAGCCGUGUACCGGGAGAUUGCCUCUGAUCCGGAAAGCGGACUGACCUUUGAGGAUUUUCUCAAGUUCCUGAAGGAUGUUCAAAACGAGAAUGUCGAAGACGUCGGCGCCUGGGAGACGAUCUUCCACCAGUUUGGCCGUGGAAAGGCAUCCGAGACCAGUUCCAUCAGUGGUACUUUCGAGAAACCACGCAUGUCUGAGACUGCGCUUGCAAAAUACCUCACGUCAAUUCACAGCACUCCUGUGGAGGUUGCUCCAAAGGACUGUGAGCUUAAUCGGCCAUGCAAUGAAUACUUCAUAUCCAGUUCGCACAACACAUACCUUACUGGGCGUCAAAUUGGAGACAUAUCCAGUAUCGAGGGCUACAUCUCCGCUCUUAUGCGUGGUUGCCGCUGUGUCGAAAUUGACUGCUGGGACGGCCCAGAAAACCAGCCCAUUGUCACUCAUGGCAAGACGUUGACCAGUCAAAUACAGUUCCGCGAGGCUGUUAGUGCCAUCAAUAAGUACGCAUUCGUCAAAUCUACUUAUCCAUUGUGGAUCUCGCUUGAGGUUCACUGCAACGCCACGCAACAGGAAGUCAUGGCCAACAUCAUGAAGGAUGUCUUUGGAGAGAAAUUGGUGACUGAGAAGCUCGAAGGCUGUGAGGAUCAGCUUCCCACGCCUGAGCAGCUGCGAGGUCGCAUCCUGAUCAAGUGCAAGACGCCAAAUCUCAACGAGACAAAGAACGCCGAAACCAAUGGCGCGGGCAGACGACGUGGAAACAGUCUGACAUCACCUUUCACUCGGCCCACUAACAUUGGGGAAUCGUCUAUUCCAAAUAGCCCUCUCCUGAGUCCCAAUUAUCCUGGGGUCCGACGUGGUAGUAACCGUCGUGUGAACACUAUCGCUGAAGGCGAGACAUCCGAUGUCCAGGAACUAUUCAGCAGCAGUUCUAGUGACGACAGUGGAGCAGAGAAGCCUCCGCGCUCCAAGCAGAGCAAGAUCACCAAAGCCCUUGGCGAUCUCGGAGUGUACUGCCUUGGUGUCAAAUUCCGAGGUUUCGACGACGCCGACUGCAAGACCUUUAACCACAUCCUCUCUUUCAAGGAGCGGACCUUCCUCAACAACAGCUCUGACAAGUCGAGCAAGGGUGCGUUGUUCCGCCACAAUAUGCGAUACUUGAUGCGUGUGUACCCAGCACAACACCGUUUCACUUCAACCAACUUCGACCCGCUCAUUUAUUGGAGGCGCGGUGUCCAGAUGGCUGCUUUGAACUGGCAGACGUUCGAUCUAGGCAUGCAAUUCAAUCAAGCAAUGUUUGCUGGGGGAACAGACACUUCCGGGUACGUGUUGAAGCCACGAGCCUUCAGAGAACUCCAGAUGGACCCCAAAUCGGGUAGGGUCUUCCGGACGGUUCCGGACCUGCCCGAAGAGCUGAGCAACAAACGAGAACGCAAGAACGUGAGCUUCACGAUCGACGUCAUCUCGGCACAACAGCUCAUGCGUCCCUUCAACUUGGGGGAGCGUCGAACCGUGGAUCCCUACAUCGAGGUCGAAGCCUUUCUUGCCGACGACAAGAGGGAUAAGCAGGAGUCGAAUGCGCCGCCACUUCGGAGGCCGCUCAGGCAUCGCACCAGAAUCGUCAAGGAGAAUGGCUUCAACCCUGUCUUUGACAACAAGUUUGUCUUUGAAGCCCGCACCAAGUACCCCGAUCUCAUUUUCAUCAGGUGGUCGGUGAAGCUCUCGGAAGGAGGCAACUACAAUGACCGUGCGCCAGCAGUUGCUACCUACACGGCGAAACUGACGAGUCUCAAACAAGGCUACCGUACUUUGCCAUUGUUUGACCAUAACGGAGACCAAUACCUCUUCUCGACGUUGUUCUGCCGCACCAAGGUGGACCCUAUCACCAGCGUCUUCGUUGACUACGAUACGGAAGUGGAGAAUUCGAACAAGCUGAAGAGCCUCGGCAGAACUGUAUUCAACCGUUCAAAUCAGCAGAGUCCUAAGUCCAGCUUCGAUAAGGAACAGGGCAUCUCGGCAUAG
This is a messenger RNA of Diaporthe amygdali, 3258 nucleotides long. RefSeq lists its product as uncharacterized. The transcript has a single exon. The record is from RefSeq and is a predicted model, not a curated record. Lineage: Eukaryota; Fungi; Ascomycota; Sordariomycetes; Diaporthales; Diaporthaceae. Gene Ontology annotation, biological process: phosphatidylinositol-mediated signaling; lipid metabolic process. The coding region runs from base 1 to 3258 and encodes 1085 amino acids. Gene Ontology annotation, molecular function: phosphatidylinositol-4,5-bisphosphate phospholipase C activity; calcium ion binding.